Acanthamoeba castellanii str. Neff is the source of this 1527-nucleotide messenger RNA. RefSeq names its product methionine aminopeptidase, type II, putative. The record is from RefSeq and is a predicted model, not a curated record. The transcript is spliced from 10 exons. Gene Ontology annotation, biological process: proteolysis. Lineage: Eukaryota; Discosea; Longamoebia; Acanthamoebidae. Bases 1 to 1527 code for a protein of 508 amino acids. Gene Ontology annotation, molecular function: metalloaminopeptidase activity.
AUGUCCACCACCACCACCGGCAUCGUGGAUCAGGCCACAGUGGCUGCUGUGCCAGCAGCGGCGGAAGAGCCGAAGAAGAAGACGGAGGAAGAAGAAGCAGCGGUUGGGGGUAACGGCGAUGCUGGUGGCGCGGCCGAAUCGGCGGCCAAGAAAAAGCGCAACAGGAGGAAGAAAAAGAAGGCCGCUGCCGGCGGUGGCGCUGCUCCCGGUGAAGAGGAGGGAGAAGAGGGCGAGGAGAGUGCAGAGGAUGCAAGCGCUGCUUCCGCCCCCGCGGCUGCCACCUGCGCAUCAGUAGGAGGAGCGAAAAAGAAGAAAAAGAAGAAUAAGGCCGGUGGUGCCGGAGGCGAGCAGCAGCAGCAGCAGAAGAAGAAGGGCACCAGCAACCCCAACCACAUACGGGUGCUUGGCGACUGGGGCGCGGACUAUCCCUACGGCCAGACCUCGCCGCCCUCCAAGCCCGUCAUCACGCUCUUCCCCAACGGCGACUACCCCACCGGUGAGAUCAUGGACUAUCACCAUGACUUCAACACGUGGCGUACGACGUCGGCCGAGAGGCGCGAGUUGGACAGGCUCACGACGGACGUGUACCGCGAGGCGCGACUUGCCGCCGAGGUGCAUCGGCAGGUGCGGCAAUACGUCGAGGGCAUCAUCAAGCCCGGCGUGCGGUUGAUCGACAUCUGCGAGCAGCUCGAGAACAUGAACCGCAAGCUCGUCAAGGAAAAUGGACUGCAGGCGGGCAUCGCCUUCCCGACCGGUUGCUCGCUCAAUCACGUGGCGGCUCACUACACGCCCAACAGCGGCGAUACCACGGUGCUGGGCUACGACGACGUGAUGAAGCUCGACUUUGGCACGCACGUCAACGGGCGCAUCAUUGACUGCGCCUUUACGGUGGCGUUCAACCCCAAGUUCGACCCGCUCCUCCAGACCGUCAAGGACGCCACCAACACAGGCAUCAAGGCUGCGGGUCCGGACGUGCGACUGUGCGACGUGGGCGCAGCCAUACAAGAGGUCAUGGAGGCCGGCGAGGUCGAGCUUGACGGCAAAGUUUACCCUAUCAAGAGCGUGCGCAACCUCAACGGCCACUCGAUUGCGCCCUACGUCAUUCACGCCGGCAAGUCCGUGCCGAUCGUCAAGGGCGGCGAGGCCACCAAGAUGGAGGAGGGCGAGUUCUACGCGAUCGAAACCUUCGGCUCGACGGGCAAGGGCUACGUGAACGAGGACCUCGAGUGCUCGCACUACAUGAAGAACGUCCACGCUGCUCACGUGCCCCUCAGGAGCCAGAAGUCGAAGGCGCUGCUGGCCCACAUCACGAAGAACUACUCGACGCUGGCCUUCUGCAAGCGCUGGCUCGAUCGCUCGGGCGAGAAGGCCUACGCGCUCGCCCUCAAGAACCUGUGCGACGUGGGCCUCGUCGACGCCCUCAUGCCGCUGUGCGACGUCAAGGGCUCCUACGUGGCCCAAUACGAGCACACGUUCGUGCUGCGGCCCACCUGCAAGGAGGUCCUCUCCCGCGGCGAGGACUACUAG